UUUUGCGACGCACAGUUGAUGGCGACCAGCAGACGUUUCAGCCUCGAAAUUUCUGGAUAGCUGUGUAUUUGUGAGAGAGACGCUUGAAAAGGAAAGGUCUAUUCCAUACUAAUAUAAUAAUGGGGAGAAGCAGGAGCCGGACACCCCCUCGACGAGAGCGACGGCGUUCGCGCUCGUCCUCUCGUGACCGUGAGAGGCGGCGUAGGGAUCGCGAGAGGUCCCGGUCCCGUGACAGAGACAGGCGAAGGUCACGCUCGCGUUCUCCACACAGACGCAGAUCCAGAUCUCCACGAAGACACCGCUCCUCCUCUCUGUCUCCACUGCGGCAGAAGGACAGACGAGACGAUGACAGGAAAGAUGUGAAGGAUAAGCCGGCAAAGGUCCAUCAGAUAUCAGCUGAGGACAUGCAGGGAAAGACGGAAGAGGAAAUCGAGAUGAUGAAACUGAUGGGCUUUGGAUCCUUUGAGACAUCAAAGGGUAAGAAGAAGGACGGAUCUGUUAAAGCAUUUGCAGUUAAUGUUUCUCAGAAGAGAAAAUACAGGCAAUACAUGAACAGGAAAGGUGGAUUCAACAGACCUUUGGAUUUCAUCGCUUGAUUGAGUCGUCAGGAUCCUCGUUUUAAUGACUUUGACCUCGUCAUAAAACAUGUUUUUUUCCUUCCUGGAGUUUAUGUAAAUAUGUGUUCCAGCAGUUUUCCCCAUCUGUUUUGUUUUUCAGUCAAUGGCUGUUAUGCAAGUGUCCAGUUUAGUUUGUAGUAGCUCAUUUUAAUAUUGUCUUGAAUAUCUUUUGAGAAAAUGUUGCAGUCACUAAAUAAAAGAGAACUCCUGAAUAA
Danio aesculapii is the source of this 832-nucleotide messenger RNA. RefSeq names its product small nuclear ribonucleoprotein 27 (U4/U6.U5) (gene snrnp27). The record is from RefSeq and is a predicted model, not a curated record. The transcript has 6 exons. NCBI's taxonomy places the organism in Eukaryota, Metazoa, Chordata, Actinopteri, Cypriniformes, Danionidae. Gene Ontology annotation, biological process: RNA splicing. Bases 120 to 596 code for a protein of 158 amino acids. Gene Ontology annotation, cellular component: precatalytic spliceosome.